This is a messenger RNA of Aspergillus wentii DTO 134E9, 1280 nucleotides long. Its product is annotated as DnaJ domain protein. Gene Ontology annotation, molecular function: heat shock protein binding. Gene Ontology annotation, cellular component: cytoplasm; nucleus. The transcript has 2 exons. The record is from RefSeq and is a predicted model, not a curated record. NCBI's taxonomy places the organism in Eukaryota, Fungi, Ascomycota, Eurotiomycetes, Eurotiales, Aspergillaceae. The coding region runs from base 175 to 1044 and encodes 289 amino acids.
GUCGCGUCCAGUCGCGUUUUCCGACCCAGACAACAGCUUUGCUUGACAUCUCCGAAUUAUCGAAUUUUUCAGUUACUGCCCAUUCUGUUCAUUAUUUUUUUGGAAUUGUCUUUUGAAACUUACAUUUUCUACGUUUUAUCCAUUCUCCUGUUCUACUGGUUUGAAAUUCUCGCCAUGCCGCAGCCACAGGAAGAAGACAUCCCGCAAGAACCUCCCCUCGAGACCGAUCUCUAUCAGGUUCUCGGUGUCCAAGAAAGUGCAACUCUUGAAGAGAUCAAAUCCGCAUACAAGAAACAAGCUCUGAGACACCAUCCCGACAAGGCUCCCGAAGGCUCCAAAGAUGAAGCAAACCACAGGUUCCAGCAGAUCGCAUUUGCGUACGCCAUUUUGUCCGACGAGCGACGACGACGACGAUUCGACCUGACGGGCAGCACGGCGGAAGCGGUUGACGAGGAUGACGAUUUCAACUGGAUGGAUUUCUACAGAGAGCAAUUCUCAAGCUCGGUGGAUACGAAUGCGCUCGAUGAAUUAAAGAAGGAAUAUCAGGGUUCCGAGGAGGAGCAGAACGACGUGCUUGCUGCGUUUGAGCAAGCCAGGGGCGAUUUGGAUCGGGUCUUUGAGUCGGUCAUGCUUUGCAGUGUGCUCGAUGAUGAUGAGAGAUUUCGGGGUAUUAUUGACAAGGCCAUUGCUGAUGGAAAGGUGGAAAACUACAAAAAAUACUCGGAGGAGCCAGCGAAGAAGCGCCAGCAGCGGAUGAAACGAGCGCAAAAGGAGGCGAAGGAAGCCGAAAAGUUGGCCAAGGAGAUUGAUGACAAGAAGGAAGCCAAGGGCAAAAAGCGAAAGACGAAGAAGGACGACGGACUAGGUGAUCUGGCAGCUUUGAUCAAACAGCGACAGGCUGAUCGAGUUGGGUCGUUCUUCGACAGAUUGGAAGACAAGUAUGCCCCAGGCAGCAAACGGGGAGCCGAGUUUGAUGGACCAUCAGAGGAAGCUUUCGCAGCGAACCGACGAACAUCUAAGAAGAAGAAGCAGGCAAAGUCAUGAAAACGGAGUCUUUGUUACUUUGCUAUUGUUAUCCUUGAGCCAGGAGUUUUGGGCAUUCGACGUACACCAACAUGUUUUGCAAUUAGGGACAAGCAUUGGAAAAGCGCAUACAUCAUGCUGCAUUAUUCUAUCCAGUAAUUUACUUAUUUUAUGCUAGAUAUCAAAUGACUUUGAAUGAACUGUGUUCUAUCCUGCCUUGCUUCAAUGGAGAUGAUCAGCACGGCAGCACCCCCUUU